AUGUCGUUAAAUAAAUCGUUUCGUGUUGCGGUCAAAUUAAGUAUAAGGAGUUAUUGUGUACAAAGACCUUUUAAAAAAACCCCGAAAAUCCUCAUCACCGGCGGCCUGGGACAACUUGGCGUCGAGUGCGCAAAGUAUCUAAGAGGAAAAUACGGCAAAAACAACGUGAUACUUUCAGAUAUAAUAAAACCCUCAACAGAAAUUUUCAACGAUGGGCCAUAUAUAUUUGCCGACAUCUUAGAUUUCAAAGGGCUACAGAAAAUCGUUGUAGAUCACAGAGUGGAUUGGUUAAUACAUUUUUCAGCGCUACUUAGUGCAAUUGGCGAGCAAAACGUUCCACUAGCUGUAAGGGUCAAUAUAGAAGGGAUGCACAAUGUCAUGGAGCUCGCUAAACAGUACAAUCUAAGAAUUUUUGUUCCUAGUACCAUUGGUGCUUUUGGUCCAGACUCUCCUAGAAACCCAACUCCUAACGUUACAGUACAAAGACCAAGAACUAUUUACGGUGUGUCAAAAGUGCAUGCAGAAUUAUUAGGAGAAUAUUAUCAUUACAAAUUUGGACUGGAUUUCCGUUGUCUCAGAUUUCCAGGUGUGAUCUCCAGUGAUCCACCAGGCGGAGGAACUACAGAUUAUGCAAUCGCGAUAUUCCACGAAGUGCUCCGUAAAGGUCAUUACGACUGUUACUUGAAGCCGGAUACCAGAUUGCCAAUGAUGCAUGUCAAAGAUGCCCUGCGAGCACUUUCAGAGUACUUAGAAGCACCUAAUGAAUCCUUAAAUAGAAGAGUCUACAAUGUGACGGCAAUGAGUUUUACUCCAGAAGAGUUAGCCAAGGAGAUGUUUAAAUACUUAUCUGGUUUUACGAUUUCGUAUAGACCUGACGACAGACAAAAUAUUGCUGAUUCUUGGCCACAAGUAUUCGAUGACAGCGAGGCGCGGCGUGAUUGGAAUUGGAAGCCUGAAGUGGACAUGGAUAAUCUCGUGAAACUUAUGUUGAAGGAGGUAAAAGAAAAAAUAGACGCCAACGGGUUUUGA
Messenger RNA from Parnassius mnemosyne (clouded apollo), 1029 nucleotides. The record is from the annotation of a GenBank genome assembly. NCBI's taxonomy places the organism in Eukaryota, Metazoa, Arthropoda, Insecta, Lepidoptera, Papilionidae.